CUGAAUGCAGCAUUUGCGUAUGUCAAUAAAAACAAAAUGUAUCCAAGGAAUAUCUUAUUGUAUUAAUAAAAAAUGAUAGCUUAUAUGCUAUCCCUCAGAAUAUGCCGCGUUUUAUGAAUAUUAAUUAGCAAGUUAUUAAAACUCAAGCGAAGGUUCAGAAGUUUCCAAAUGUACAGAUGCAUCUGUGACAGACUAUGAUGCACACACUAAAUUAUUUGUUCUAAACUUUCCUUUCUCCGGAGUCAGAGCUCAAAGCCUUGUUCCUAGGAAAGGAACGCAGCUAAUUUUCGACAACUGAAAGUGGAUAGGCUAAUUUCGAAUUAUCUGCGGAUUCCCAAGGAUGGAGCGUAAUGACCAAAACUGAUAUAUGGUAAUUUCUGCAUUGGAUCACAUGACUCGUUUACCCUUAGAAUCAAUCAAGAUGAAUUGCACGUCAGCUUACGUUUCCAAUUUUUUUCUCUUCCGCCGACCCGUUCAUACGCCUUUAGAGUAGAAUAGAUGGAGCAUGUUUAACGCUAUCAAUCCCGAUAAUUCGUUCUCGAAACCACGAAAACAAAACAUGACUGAGUUUGAAGACCGCGGUGGCUGCAACUCGAGCAUGUAUCUGCCCAGCUGCACGUACUAUGUUUCAGCCGCAGAUUUCUCGGCAGUGUCAUCGUUCUUACCGCAGACAACUUCUUGCCAAAUGACAUUUCCUUAUUCAUCUAAUUUAGCUCAGGUUCAACCUGUUCGAGAAGUGUCGUUCAGAGAGUACGGGUUAGAACAUCCGACAAAAUGGCACUACAGGAGCAACUGUACUCCUUGCUGCUCUGCAGAAGAGAUAAUGCACAGAGAGUACAUGCAGCCACCAGCCAGAACGGGAAUGUUGUUUAAAAAUGAUAAUGUAUACAGUCAGCGUGCAAGCUCAAAUCCAUCUUGUAAUUUCUACACCACUGUUGGCAGGAAUGGAAUACUCCCGCAAGGUUUUGAUCAGUUUUUUGAGACAGCCUAUGGGAUUUCUGACUCUACUAAUUAUGAACAGUUGAUCGAAAAGCCCGUGACUACGUGCCAGAGUAUUACAACAUCUGAUAAAGUUUCUAUGGGGCAGAUGAAAGGAGCUGCUCAGCGAUCCAGAAAGAAAAGAUGCCCUUAUACCAAAUAUCAAAUCCGGGAACUUGAGCGAGAAUUUUUCUUCAAUGUCUACAUAAACAAAGAAAAACGUUUGCAAUUGUCGAGAAUGCUAAACCUCACCGAUCGACAAGUCAAAAUAUGGUUCCAGAAUCGGAGAAUGAAAGAAAAGAAACUUAGCAGAGACCGCCUGCACUUUUUUACUGGUAAUCCUUUAUUGUGACUGUGAUGGAUUCCCUUUGGCCGAAUCUUCACUGCCUUAGUCAAUAUUUAUUUACACAAGGAGGGACUGCAGGUUUGAUGGAACAGUUUUGCUCUUCUGAUGUGGAAAACAGGUUAAACGAUUGACAUAGAAUUGGAUUUGGGGUGAAACGGUCCUGCAGACAACAUGGGCGCAAUAUUAAUUAGGGAACAUUAUUACCUCAGCAUUGAUGUUAUUCUGUUCCUAAGGAAGAAGCUAAUUUCUGCGGGAUAUUCAGGGAAAAUAAGCAGCAUUUCAUUUUCAACAAUAAACGGAGGUGAUGGAGGGCUAAAAUAGUAUAUUGUUAGUUCACAGCGAUGGGUCAAUCAGAUAAAAUAAUAUGUUCCAUUUCUUCUUUUAGUAAUUGUAUAGGCAAACUAACGAGAACUGUUUAAGUUGUGUAUUCUGAUGGAAAGAAAACACAUAUUUAUUACUUUAUCUUUCUACUUUAUAUCAUGAGUUAAUUAUAAUUUACUGUAGAUAGGGACGUUUGAAGGAAACGUGAUAUUAAGAGUAAUGUUUCCGAGUUACGCGCUAGUUGACAUUUCAUGUUAAAUGCAUGCGAUAGGAUAUCUUUCAUUUACAAAUGAAUAAAAAGUGUUAUUCAAAUUCUUUCAAAUAAAACAUUUUUAAAAUAAAUGACCAUU
Hypanus sabinus (Atlantic stingray) is the source of this 1995-nucleotide messenger RNA. It is a transcript of the gene hoxd11a, whose product is annotated as homeobox D11a. Gene Ontology annotation, cellular component: nucleus. Lineage: Eukaryota; Metazoa; Chordata; Chondrichthyes; Myliobatiformes; Dasyatidae. Gene Ontology annotation, biological process: anatomical structure development; regulation of transcription by RNA polymerase II. The record is from RefSeq and is a predicted model, not a curated record. Gene Ontology annotation, molecular function: DNA-binding transcription factor activity, RNA polymerase II-specific; RNA polymerase II cis-regulatory region sequence-specific DNA binding. The coding region runs from base 506 to 1330 and encodes 274 amino acids. The transcript is spliced from 2 exons.